UUGAGACGCGGAUGGCUUCAGUAAUUUUGACACAGAGCUGCUUUAACAUGGGAAGAGAAAGGGAUCUGCGCAGGGUGAAUGCGUGUUGGUCCGCUAAUCCGCGCAACUCUUAGUGGAAAGGAAGCUCUACUCUAACUUUUCAUUACUCCAUUUCUGGGAUAAAGCUGCACUGAUUUGACACGAAUGCGACAUUCUCGAAAUCAGGCUCAAUCCGCAGUAAUCCUGGCUGAUGGUGCAUGAAGUAACACGGCAAGCUUUCGCCUCCCGCUGCGGCAAAUUAGCGGCGAGCUUUUUGACACGUCAAACGCGCGUCGCGUAUCCGGCGGAGCUCGACAGGCUAGAAGCGAUCUGCCCGGGCCACGCCGGUCUCACCACUCUGAGGCGGAGAAAUGUGCUUACUCGGCUCGGCGACAAGUUCUACUACAACAGUUUCCACGAUGCAGAUCAGGGCGGCCUAGAAUUCAAGUUGAGCUGGAAGGAAGCAACAGACUGGUGUCAGCGGCACGCCAUGGAAUUAGUCAGCGUCGAGUCGCAGGCCGAGCUGCUCCUUUUGCGGGACGACCUGCUCCGCUUCACGGCCAAUCUGACGUCGCCCGUGCCGUUUCUCUACUGGACGAGCGGACAGCGUGUCGGCGGCGAUGAUUUGUGGCGCGUCGAGAUCGGACAGGUGGUGGCGGACAGGUUCAGGUGGACCGGCACGCGCGACUGGAUCAGGCAGGCCCAAGUGUACAAAUCCACUAAGCCGGGGGACUGCGUCGCCCUCAAUACGUACCACGCCUACGUCAAUUCGGAGGAGCGGAUUAAGACGUACGCCAGACAUUGCGACAAACGGUCCAGCUUCAUCUGCGAGCUCGAGAGGCUGAUUUGUCUCGACGAGUGAGGGAGUGCGUGAGUGAGCGAAUAAAACACACGACUGCGUCCGAUCGAAAAGCAAAAUUUUUAUUUGCAGACGAAAUAAUGUCAAAAAUACAAUCAUAACCUGGCGAAUAUGUCUCUAUGGACAUUUUACACAGUGGAGGUAUUUGGUAUGUGUUCAUUCUCUGCUUAAAAAUUUACUCGUCUCCUGCCUGACAAAGCCGGGAAACAAUAAAUUUAAUGUUCGCUAAUUAAUUAUUUACGUUAGUGGAUCACAGAUACUAUUUUUUUCAAAAUGUAAUAAUACUAUUUUAUAUAUAUUAUGCUUAUGUUAGUAUUUUAAACAUCUAGGAAAAUUGCUCGUGAAAGAUUUAUGAGGACUUGCUUCCUUGCUGAUUGAUACAGAUUAUCAAGACUCUCAAUCUACUACACAACAAGAGAUAUUAUUCAUUAUCGUAGCUUCAAUUAACUGCAAAUGUAUGGAUAAUGUAAUUGGUUUUUCACGUAGCAUCAUUGAAUAUUUUCCCUUGUUUCUUUUCAAUCAAUUGAAUGAAUAAAUUGUGAAAAAAUAUAUAGAUAGA
Molecule: messenger RNA, 1436 nt
Organism: Cloeon dipterum
Lineage: Eukaryota; Metazoa; Arthropoda; Insecta; Ephemeroptera; Baetidae
Exons: 6
Coding region: 230-880 (216 amino acids)
Source: RefSeq, a predicted model, not a curated record